UGCAAAUUCUGCCCAGCCUAAGCACAUUCUCAUCCUCUCUAAGGCAAUGCAGAGACUCCCCACUCUUUCCCAGCAAUGUCUAAACUCAGUUUAUCAGGGAAGGAGCCUAUGAGAGAAGCCAAAUUCAGCCUUGCUGGAACUCCCAGUCCCAGAGGGGUGUGGUUUACAGCUCUCGGGCAUGCCUUAUGACUUCGGCUGUGACCCACAGACGGACACCAGAGGAAAGCUACCUGAGUCAUCACGGCUCCCUGGUCAGAGCUAGCCAUGACGAAGAUUUGUACCUGCGUAUACCACUUCCUUGUUUUGAGCUGGUAUAUUUUUCUCAAUUAUUACAUCUCACAACAAGGAGGAGACCAGCGGAAAUCCAAAGUCUUUCUCAAUGGCGGACAGUGGAAGUACUUGACAUUCCUAAAUCUGCUCUUGCAGGCCAUUUUCUACGGGGUCGUCUGUGUGGAAGAUGUACUAAAAAGAAUUAAGGGGGAAAAAGACAUUAAGUUCAUGACCGCCUUCAGAGACCUGCUUUUUACCACGCUGGCUUUCCCAAUCUCCACAUUUGUGUUUUUGUCGUUCUGGAUCCUCUUUCUGUACGAUCGAGAGCUUGUUUACCCUAAGGCCUUAGAUGGUAUCUUUCCAGUGUGGUUGAAUCAUGCCAUGCACACAUCCAUCCUGCCCUUUGCACUGGCGGAAGUCAUCCUCGGCCCGCACUGCUAUCCACGGAAGAAGGAAGGUCUCACCUUGUUGGCUCUCGCUAGUCUUGUGUACAUCAGCAGGGUCCUGUGGAUCUACUCUGAGACGGGUACGUGGGUGUAUCCUGUGUUAGCCAAACUCAGCCCGGUGGGUCUAACAGCCUUCUUCUCUCUCAGCUACGUCUUUAGUGCUGGCAUCUAUCUACUUGGAGAGAAGCUCAACUACUGGAAAUGGGACGCAAGACUGCUGACAUCAAGACAGGAGUUCCUCAGAAAGAAAAACACAACCUAAAGAAUCUAUCAGGCACAAAAAGGAACUAAGUGCUCCCAGAUGGACAUGGCAGGGCCUCUUCUAGGUGACAUGAUGAAGCCAAGGAAGAAGAGGAAGUGAUCCCAGGCGGUUUUCCAAGAACAAAGGAGGAAGAAAACAUGAGAGUUUCAUUUCUAUUCUUUCUUUUCUUUGCUUUUUUUUCUUUUCUUUUCUUUUCUUUUCUUUUCUUUUCAGGUUGAGGGAGGUGGUGGAGCAACAUAGGAAGGUAGAAAGGACAGUGAAUGACAUUUAAAUUUAAUAAGAGUGUUUAUGAAGGUAGCUUAAUGUGGGGACUCUGGGGUUUUUUUGUUUUGUUUUGUUUUGUUUUGCAAGUUUACUGGACAUGCCAAAAACAACAACUUCUGUCUCAGAAUCCGUUACCUUGAUCUAGCCUCUGUGGUGAAAAUCUGCCAAAGUCCAAGGAAAUUCACGUAAACUCAACAUUAGAGAAUGUUUAGAGAGAGAAAGGGAUUUGGCAUCACCAAAACUCUUCACCUUACAGAGGAGGGUGUUGAGGACCUAGCUGGGAAGUAAUCUGCACGAGGGCCAAGGAGCUAGUAUCACGACUAAGGUGACGGCAUUUGUCCCCCUGAUCUUCUAACUCCCAGUCCUAUGCCAUUUUUAAUGAGUCCAACUUUUCUAAAAUCAAGUGUUUUCAUCAACUAGCUAUUUUCAUGGACUGCUCAUCUAUUUUGUUUUCCUCAGUCGAGACAGAGAUGUAGGGAGAUGGAUGCUACCGAAGUCAUCUGUCCACCUGACCAGAGAGCAAAUAAAUUGGGCAAUGAGAAAGUAAGUUAUAAAAAUUAUGGAGAAAUCUGCCCCUCUUGUGAGCAAAUAUGGGGUUUUGCGACAUCAUCAUCGAAAUCUCUUCCAUUCGAAUAUUGCUUCCUUUGUCAAAUGCACAACACUCUUGGGGAGUAAGUGAUGGGAAGUGACAUGGCUAUGAGGAUCCCUGAGAAUGCUUUGAUACAUUUGAUACAGUUAGCUUAUGCUUUAACAAAGCUGAUGGCUAGGGGAUUAACACAUUCACGAACUCUGCUCUGAUCUUCCCAGGAAAUUUUCCUGGGUGUUUAUUCACAGGCACAUUUUAUAAAGAACGUGGAUGAUAAGGGUCUACUGGUGGGUAAGCAUGGAGUCCAGUGGUGCGUCACCAGGGUCGUGUGGGCUGGGUGUGGGCAGCAGAGUAAAUUGUAUUUGGGUUUCCCAACCUAACACCAUGCAGGAGAAAUUUGGCAAAAAUGGUAAAAUUUGGUAAAACCUAUUCCUAGAACCACAUCAGAACUUGAUGGCUCUAUGACUGGCCACUGUGCCAUAUCUAUUCCAAGACCAGAAAACCUCGGAAAUACCAAAAACAGUCUUGAGUAAGAGAAGAGGGCAGACUGCCACAACUGGGCAGGCAGCGCCAGGAUGCCUAGGACAGGCACCAACAAACCUGCUAUCUUCCUAAUCCUUUAUCUACUAAUAUAUAAACAUGAGCCGCAAGUCUUUUUGGAUUGAACUGGGAACACUAUUCCUGUGGCUGCUUGAGUGCUCAGAACACCUGGUCUAAGCAGGAGCCCAGAAGCAGUUGUCACAGUGGAAAUUCCCCAAACACGAAGCCCACAGGGGAUCACCCAAAUUUUCCACACCCCAAAGGUGACGGGGGCUGCAUACUUCUUAGAGUAAGCUCCUCGUGGGGAUGAACCUGCAGAAUUCUAUUUGUGGCUUCACUGUCCCUGGAACCAAAUUAAACCUUGAUUUUUGUAUGAUUGACCAUCCCUCAGGAUCCAUUCCAAUGCCAGAAAUACCUGAGAACCACCUCCCACUGAGCAAAUACACCAGUAGGCUUCCUCACCAAUAAUCCUUCCCGUCCCAGAAGCUGAGGUGGUCAACAUGAGAGCUACUGUUUCACUGAAGAUACUCUCUCCACGUUAAAUCCUAGAAUCCUGUUACCAGUGGUGAUCAACUUAUAGUUCCACGGGACUCAGCAGCGGAAAACCCACUGACAGAAUGGAACAUAGAGCAAGUAAAUUUUGAAAAAAAGGAAAAGCAGACGAGGAAUGGCCUGGAGAAUAAACACUGCAUGUGAGUGGAGCUCCAGACGGAUUGACUAGACAGCCCAGACGACCCUAAAGACUGCCUACAGGGUACAGAUCCAAAUCAGGGAGACUGAUCCCCAAAAGAGAAUUGGGAGCAGGAGAGCAUUGAAGGCAAAUUCUGUUGACAUCAGAAUUUAUUUUCUUUCAGGUGCCUGCUUGGCCCUUUCUUACAGAUGAUAGCUCUUAUCAUUAGGUUUUGGUCUAGUCUGACUCUUCUUUGUCUUGAGACUUCUUUAACAAUUUCCAUGGUAUGGCAGGGACCACGGAAAGGGUCUCUGCUCUUACUGCCACUCCAGAUAUCUUACUAAUGUACAAAAAAAAAAUCCCUCACCAUGGAUAAAGUAUUCCACUGAACAUGGAGAGACCCAUCUAACUCAUAAAUGAGAGAGGUAACUGUUGACUUAUACUCAUUCGUAUUCAAUGAUCAAUGAAGGAUAUUUGAUGACUUGAAAGCAAGUAAUAUGGGAAGAAGUAUGCUUAGCAGAGUGAAAAUGAGGAUAUUGGAAAGAAAGAGGUUCAGAAAGGGUCAGCUGCAGACCCCAAGAACAAACCUUACCUAGUUCACAAGUUUUUAUCACAUGAAUGGCCAAGAGAUGACUGGCUAUGGGUCCUGGCUCUCCGUCCCACUCUGAGGGAGAUGAUUUAUGGUCAGUGUACACCCAAGAGAUCGGGACAGUGAUCUUGGCCACUGGUGGGUCAACAAAAUCCUGCAUGCCUUUGGAGGAGUGGAAAGAAGAGGCAUGGAGAACGACUGGAGACACGUCAUUCUUCAUAUUUCCAGUCUUGGUUAUCUGGCUGGCACUACAGGAAUUUCAAUUUACUCUGGAACUGGAGAGAGGACUUAGUGUUGGAUUGUCACCAUUCUUAAAAAGAGAGGAGGCAGGCAAAGAAAAAUUUGGAUUACGUUGGCUCUUGAAGGGCUUCACCUGGAUUUACUUUCCCCAAAGAUCCCUGUCUUGUUUUUGGUGUUUUUAUUGUUUGUUUGUUUGUUUUGUUUGUUUUUUGUUCUUUGUUUUUUUAGUAUUUUAU
This is a messenger RNA of Mustela erminea (ermine), 4103 nucleotides long. RefSeq names its product androgen dependent TFPI regulating protein (gene ADTRP). The record is from RefSeq and is a predicted model, not a curated record. Gene Ontology annotation, cellular component: membrane; endomembrane system. The transcript has 9 exons. NCBI's taxonomy places the organism in Eukaryota, Metazoa, Chordata, Mammalia, Carnivora, Mustelidae. The coding region runs from base 265 to 978 and encodes 237 amino acids.